AUGCGCACAGUAAAACAGUUAUCAAUAGAAAAUGAAGUUUUACGACAAUAUUCGGAUCUGCUUGAUCAAGUAUUAAAAAAGUCGUGGAUACCUGAAGUAAUGUGUGCAACAAUGUUUGGAUUGUUCUGGAUAUUGAAUCCAUUGACUUUGGGGCUUUUGUAUUGGCGUGCUUUAAUUCUUGUUGAAAAAAAUGAACUAGACAUGAGCGAUGUUGUUAUGAUUUCUGCUUUUGGAAUGUUCGCACUAGAAUCACUAAAAGUUGUUGGAAUGUUGUAUGCUAUACUACUUAUGUUUUGUUCUUGCUUUUGUCAUUUUCGUUUUAGAGGAAAACGUAUUGGUGCAUCAUUUGCCGCUGCUCACGCUUUUUUUGAUCUAUUUGAUCGAAUACCAACUAUUGAUAAUGGAUCAAACAAAGGACAAGAAUUAAUUAACUUUAGUGGAGAAACAGAAUUUAAUCAAAUUAAAUUUAUUUAUCCAACUCGUCCAACAGUUCUUGUUCUUAAUAAACUUCAAUUAUCUAUUAAAUCAGGUCAACGUAUAGCUCUUGUUGGUGCAUCUGGAUGUGGAAAAUCAACAAUAGUUCAAUUAUUAGAACGAUUUUAUGAUGUUACACAUGGACAACUGAUUCUUGAUGGUAUUGAUAUUCGAAAAUUAAAUCUUCAAUGGCUACGUUCUCGCCUGGGUGUUGUUAGUCAAGAACCAGUUUUAUUUGAUUUAACAAUUGCUGAAAAUAUAUCAUAUGGAUUAGAAAAUAUACCAAUGGAUGAGAUUGUUCUUGCUGCAACUAAAGCUAAUAUUCAUCAAUUUAUUCAACAAUUACCUCAAGGAUAUGAAACAAAAGUUGGAGUCAAAGGUAGUUUUUUAUCAGGUGGUGAAAAACAACGUAUUGCUAUUGCUCGAGUUCUUAUUCGUCGACCUAAAAUACUGUUAUUAGAUGAAGCGACAAGUGCUAUGGAUCCAUACAAUGAACAAAUAGUACAGGUAACUCUUGAACAAGCUCAAACAGAAGAUCCUAGUCGAACAUCAAUUAUUAUUGCACAUCGUCUUACAACAAUACGUUCAUGUGAUUUAAUCCAUGUACUUGAAAUGGGUCGUAUAGUAGAAAGUGGUACUCAUACAGAACUAAUAGAAAAACAUGGAAUUUAUUAUAAAAUGUUAAAUGCUCAAAACAACGUACAAUAA
This is a messenger RNA of Adineta steineri, 1182 nucleotides long. The record is from the annotation of a GenBank genome assembly. NCBI's taxonomy places the organism in Eukaryota, Metazoa, Rotifera, Eurotatoria, Adinetida, Adinetidae.